CACGUGCGCCCGCGUAAAGUGCGGAAAGUGCGAAGAAAUGAUCAGCUUCUGGUUGAAAGAAGAAGGAAAAAAUAUGUAAAGAAAAAACAAUGGGAAUAACAGCAAGGAACACGCAACGCUGAGCAAGCACUUUGGAAAGCACUAAAAACACGCAAUAGAACGCGUACCAUAGGCAACGAACAAGAUAAGCAAAAAUACAGAAGAUAGAAUUGCCUGUAUAAGGCGGCAGUUCAUUUUGCAAUUGGUCCCGUGUGAGCGUUUAACACAGCAACAACAACAACAACAACAACAACAGCAACUAGGGCCAAUAGCAAGAGCGAUAAAAAGCGGAAACUGGCGUUACCGAAUUACAAAACACGGCAUCUACGUUUGUUAUAUAUUUAUGUGGGUCAGUGUUCUCUAUAUAUAAUUUGUCGCAAUCAUUAGUGGGCCCUUUCACAAGGCUGACCACAAACUCUCAUCGAAAGCUGCGAAUUGCUGACGCUUUUCUGCGCAAUAAGCGUGAAUUUCUGCAACACAACAACAAGUGUAAGAGCCAAGAACAGUAACAAGCAACACCAUAAACGACAAAGCGUCUCCGCAAUAAUAAUAAAGUACGGAUAACAACAACGUCUACAAGACGCCAAAUUCAAAAUGUACGCCCACGCACAUUUCAGAGCCCGAUCCAAACAGCACCACCACCAGCAGCCGCAGUCAGCCACUUUUGGAUUACUCUACCAAUGGCUCAGCUGGCUGAUUUUGUGCGCCGAGAUUAAAGGGCAUAGCGCUGCUAUUGCGCCAACGCCACCAACGACAACAACAACGACAACAUCGCCUUCAAAUCUCCUGCCCUACUUCGACUUUGAUGUGCCACGCAACUUGACCGUCACUGUGGGACAAACGGGUUUCCUGCACUGCCGCGUCGAGCGCUUGGGCGAUAAGGAUGUUUCCUGGAUACGGAAACGUGAUCUGCAUAUUCUCACGGCUGGAUCCACUACAUACACCUCCGAUCAGCGUUUUCAGGUUCUACGGCCCGAAGGUUCAGCCAAUUGGACUUUGCAAAUCAAAUAUCCGCAGCCACGCGACUCUGGCGUCUACGAGUGCCAAAUCAAUACUGAGCCAAAGAUGUCCUUGUCAUAUAACUUCAACGUUGUAGAGCUCAAAGCGGAAAUAUACGGCCCGAGCGAUUUGAUGGUAAAGACCGGCAGUGAUAUUAACUUGACUUGCAAAAUUAUGCAGGGACCCCAUGAACUGGGCAACAUAUUCUGGUAUAAAGGCAGCGAAAUGCUAGAUGGAAAAAGUGAGAACGAAAUCGACAGCUCCAUGGCACGCAUAAGCGUCGAGGACGACUGGUCGGAUGGUCUGACUUCGAGAUUAAAAAUCAAGCGCGCCAUGCCCAGCGACACCGGAAACUACACCUGUGUGCCAACUGUAGCAAAAACCUCGAGCGUCUAUGUGCACGUAAUUAUUGGCGAACACCCAGCGGCAAUGCAGCAUAAUUCGAGCAGCAUGAAUAGUAACAGUUUCUAUUGCGGCAUUUGUUGCAUGCUUUUGAGCAUAUUCAGCUGCUGCUUGCAACACUUGUAUGUGAGUGCGACGACGGCCAAGACAAUGGCCGCCAUGCCGUUGCCACAGAUGCGCCGCAGGCAAUUGUGUGCGAUGCCAACGACGACGCCAACUGUUGAUGACAAGGCCAGCCUGAUGAUGGCCGCGUUGUUCGCAACAACAGCCACACUCACAGCCACAGCUAGAGCCACAACAUCAAUGGCAGCGGCAGCGGCACUCAGAGCUUGCAACGGCAACGGAAAAAUUGCGAGAUGAAGGAAUUGCCCGCAUUGAGAUUGAUUGGGUCUGGCAAUGAGGCUUGGGCACUGAAAGUGAUGUCAGCUUAGUUAAAUGUGUUAUGUAUUUUCUCUAUUUUGUACGACUCACAGAGAGUGGCCGCAGUGGGCGUGGCUCCUUAACGUAUUCGAAUAUUCGUACGAGUAUGUGUUUAAUUUUAAGCUGCUGCUGCACUUAGUGGAUAACUACGAGUAUUUAACUAGCUCUAAGCGUUUGUAUAAGUGUAGAAAAUAUAUACGUUUGUGUAACAGAACAGCAAAAUAUAAAAUAAAUAAGGAAAUUCCGAAAAAAGCAUAGUGAAGGCCAAAAAAGAAGCGUAUCAAUAUUAGAGCAGAUAAUUUGAGCGUUAUGCUAAGCUGAAAGCAAAACACAUAAGACAUACUCAUAUUAGAACACUGCAGUGGGGAUGAAUAUUCAAAGGUUCUGCUAUGAUUUGCAAUUCAAGCAUAUAGUUAUGCAAGCAAAAACCACAUAGAAUAAAACCUUUUCAUUACAAAUAAGACUUACUAGCUAUAAAUUUGCUUAUAACGCUCUGUCCUUCUAUCCACUCCACACAAAUUUCCGGCAGCUAUGUGAAAUCUUUAUGCAAUCUCAACUUCAAACACAUAAAUUAAAAAGAGUCAACUGUACAUGUUUUAGUUUGUUUAUGCUAAUCCCUUAGCGUUAGAGUAGCAUCAAUUUUCGGAAAUAUUUAAGUAUGCGUAGGUAAUUGAAAGUGGUGUAAAUAAAUGGCAGAGAGCCGAUGUUGCAAUUGGUUUGCUUAGCUCACAUUCACAGAAUUAUAAACAAAUAAGUACAUACAUAUUGGGUUUUUGUAUAGAAUAAGUGUGCCGAAGUUUAUGUUCAUGAAGUAGAAAAACACUGCAAUUGGGUCAGAACCCAAUAUGCAGCCUAAACAUGUAAAAUGUGUAGCAGGUAAGCAACGACAAAACGACAAAACGACAAAGCCGAACAGACAACAAUGUCUAAUGGUAUAAAAAUCAAAUACACAAAUAAUUGUCCUUCAUUUGGGUCCUUCUAUUCAUUAACACAAUUUGCAAAUGAGAAACCGUAGCUUAAUAUGUAAAACAAUAUUUGUUAUGGUGGGCAGCAAGAGUUAACGAAGGAUGUCAGGUACGUAUACGUAUUUGAUCCUGAUGUUUAUUUUGUGCUUGUGUCUGCAAUAUCAAUAGUUGUUUUUAUUUGUAUAUAAUUAAUAUGUGGCAAGAGGACAGAAAUAUGUCCAAAAAAAUAUGUAGAUUCAAUUUGUAAUUGUGCUCAGUUAAAUGACUAUAAACGAGCAAAACAUUGUAAAUACAUUCAUUAGUAGCAACUGUAAUUUUAAUAAGCCCUUUUAUGAAACAACAGAUAAAUAAAAUUUAAAUGUCAAAGCCGUUGGGGUUAUCAUACAUCCGUACAUUCGCCGCGAACAUAUACUCGUAGUAUAUACUAGUAAUGUGGCACAAUAAAACCAAGAGAAAAAACAACUAUAACACUAAUUGGAAGCAGUUGUAAUCAUAAAAAAAUACAGGUAAACAUUUAUUACAGAACGCAGUAUUUAACAAAAAGCAUACACGUAUGAAAAAAUAGUCGAAAUUAGAUAAAUUUAAUGUAAACAGCCACACACUCUGACCAGCACUUUGACGGGAAACAGCAACAGACAGGCCACAUAUUCAUCGAAUGCGCCUGGAGAUGGGCUUAAUAAUGUAUUAGGGAUUUGUAAAUAAAUUAAUGCAUUUUGCAUAAGCGGCUGGCGGCAUCUACUACGUACGAGUAUUAAACACAAACAUGCCCGAUUAUAAAGCAGAAGUAAUAAUGUAAGCGAAAACAACAGUAACAGCAUCGAUAUUAACACACACAUAUGCAUACGUAUAAGCGUAUAGGUGUCAGUACUAACUACCACAUACAUAAAUAUAUCGAGCAUAUGAGUAAAUGAGCAGUUAAGCAAACCAAAUGAACUAUAUGUACGAGUAACUGUAAGAAACACAUAUGUCACCAUAAUGCAAAAUCCACGAAAACAACUUUAUACUCACACACCGACACACACACACACACACAAACACACUCACUAAAAGAGUUUAAUCAUAAAGAUGAAAAAAUAAAGAUUAUGAUUUAGAAAAAUGUCAUCAGCCA
Messenger RNA from Scaptodrosophila lebanonensis, 3933 nucleotides. It is a transcript of the gene dpr1, whose product is annotated as zwei Ig domain protein zig-8. NCBI's taxonomy places the organism in Eukaryota, Metazoa, Arthropoda, Insecta, Diptera, Drosophilidae. The record is from RefSeq and is a predicted model, not a curated record. Gene Ontology annotation, biological process: synapse organization. Gene Ontology annotation, cellular component: neuron projection membrane. The transcript has 8 exons. Bases 634 to 1800 code for a protein of 388 amino acids.